AGAGGGCAAGGGCGGCGCUGGGAAGCCCUGAGGCCCUAAGGAAUCGCGGAGGGUCACUGGGCGCCUCAAGGAGAGGGUGCCCUCCGCAUCGCAAACCCACACCAGUGGCAUAAGAACUCGCUCCCUCUGGGACACCCUGUUUCCGGCGCCUUUAAACCUGGAAGUACUGCUGUGUCCAAUCCUGGCCCUCCUUCCGCACUUAGUCUUUGAGUCCUUCCCUCUCCUGGCUUGUGCUGGAGCCAAGCAGGCUAUGGCUACCAAUCAGCGCUCAGAAAAGACGCAUGCGUCUUCGAACGAACGCGACGUACGGUUAACUUUGACCCAAAGACAACCUCUUCUCUCCCGCUUCCCUCGCUGUGAAGAUGGCGCUCUCCAGGGUGUGCUGGGCUCGGUCGGCUGUGUGGGGCUCGGCAGUCACCCCUGGACAUUUCGUCACCCGGAGGCUGCAACUUGGUCGCUCUGGCCUGGCUUGGGGGGCCCCUCGGUCUUCAAAGCUUCACCUUUCUCCAAAGGCAGAUGUGAAGAACUUGAUGUCUUAUGUGGUAACCAAGACAAAAGCGAUUAAUGGGAAAUACCAUCGUUUCUUGGGUCGUCAUUUCCCCCGCUUCUAUGUUCUGUACACAAUCUUCAUGAAAGGAUUGCAGAUGUUAUGGGCUGAUGCCAAAAAGGCUAGAAGAAUAAAGACAAAUAUGUGGAAGCACAAUAUAAAGUUUCAUCAACUUCCAUACCGGGAGAUGGAGCAUUUGAGACAGUUCCGCCAAGACGUCACCAAGUGUCUUUUCCUAGGUAUUAUUUCCAUUCCACCUUUUGCCAACUACCUGGUCUUCUUGCUAAUGUACCUGUUUCCCAGGCAACUACUGAUCAGGCAUUUCUGGACCCCAAAACAACAAACUGAUUUCUUAGAUAUCUAUCAUGCUUUCCGGAAGCAGUCCCACCCAGAAAUUAUUAGUUAUUUAGAAAAGGUCAUCCCUUUCAUUUCUGAUGCAGGACUCCGGUGGCGUCUGACAGAUCUGUGCACCAAGAUACAGCGUGGUACCCACCCAGCAAUACAUGAUAUCUUGGCUCUGAGAGAGUGUUUCUCUAACCAUCCUCUGGGCAUGAACCAACUCCAGGCUUUGCACGUGAAAGCCUUGAGCCGGGCCAUGCUUCUCACAUCUUACCUGCCUCCUCCCUUGUUGAGACAUCGUUUGAAGACUCAUACAACUGUGAUUCACCAACUGGACAAGGCUUUGGCAAAGCUGGGGAUUGGCCAGCUGACUGCUCAGGAAGUAAAAUCGGCUUGUUAUCUCCGUGGCCUGAAUUCUACGCAUAUUGGUGAAGAUAGGUGUCGAACUUGGCUGGGAGAAUGGCUGCAGAUUUCCUGCAGCCUGAAAGCUGCUGCUUAUCACCUCUGAGAAAUGAAACAAAAAAAGAUGAGAUACCUCCACAGCCUAAUAAUCCUGUCAUGCUUGUUUUCUUUGCAAAAAUUUCAAGAGACAGGGUCUCACUCUGUGACCCAGGCUGGCGUGCACCGGUGUGAACUCAGCUCACUGCAGCCUUGACCUCCUGGACUCAAGAGAUCCUCCUACCUCAGCCUCCCACAUAGCUAGGAUUAGAGGUGUGAGCCACCAUGCCUGGCCGUGUGCUGUUUGCUUACUCUGUUGACGGAGGAGGGUUGCGGAACUGGAGAGUGUUCACAACCAUAGGGAAUCCACCCCUGAAUGGGCCUCCCAUGUUCAGUGGCACCCACACCUUACCCCGCUGACCCUGGUGUAGAUAUACUAUCUCAGGCCAACUUGGACUGACCUGGCAUUUAAUCCCAGCCUGGCUGCAGGCACACGCUUCUGGGUCACAAUACAGUCGGCAGUCACAACCACAUUCUUCCCGUGACAGGCGGAUGGCUCGAAGUUCUUGCUUCUCUUCAGCAUCAAUACGGUGGACCCCAGAAGCCCUCAGCAGGGCCCGUCGCCGUUUGGUGGGCAGAGGCUGCAGGAAGAAGUAAUCAUCCACCUCCACAUUUUCCACAUCAAUAUCUUCAUCUGACACAUCAUCCAGCGUCAGGCCAUCAGCCUCCACCGACUCCACUGUCCCGUUCUUGGUCAGCUGCCAAGAGACAGGAAAGGUUAGCCUCAUAGACAUGAGCGGCAUGCACCUCCUCAGUGGCCAUCCGAGAGCAGCACUGUCCCUUGAACCUUCUGCAAUCAUGGGAAUAUCUGUGCUGUCCAAAAUGAUGGCAGCUACUAGCACAUGUGGCUACUGAGCACUAGAAAUGCAGCAAUUGGAAAACUGUCAUUUUAUUUAUUUUUUUGAGACAAAAGUCUCAUUCUGUCGUCCAGGCGGGAGUGCAGUGGUGCAGUCUUGGCUCACUACAACCUCCGCCUCCCGGGUUCAAGCGAUUCUCCUGCCUCCCAAGUAGUUGGGAUUACAGGCGUGAGUCACCAUGCCUGGCUAAUUUUUUCUAUUUUCAGUAAAGACAGGGUUUCACUGUGUUGGCCAGGCUAGUCUUGAACUGCUGGCCUCAAGUGAUCCACACACCUCAGCCUCCCAAAGUGCUGGGGUCCACUGUGCCAGCCCAAUUUACAUAAUUUUAAUUGAAUAGCCGUAUGUGACUACUGGCUGCUAUAUUCACUAGCACAAGUCAAAAGAACAAAUCCAGAGUGGCAAGAUGGGAAAUCUUACGUACCAUCACCUUUCUGGGUCCAAGCUUCUCAAAAACCCGUCUCAUCUUCCCUCCUACACGAAAAUCUAUUUCCACAAACAUACCGUCUAUUUCCAGACAUGUAUCCCCUAAUUUACACUCACUUGCCUUCUAACACAGGGAGGAAAAGGUAUGUGAAUGACUGGAUGAUCCUUGGAUAUACAGAAAAAUGUGAAACACCCUUCAACUUGCACCCACUGAAUGCAAAACUACCUUCUUGAAAAAAAAAAGGGCAAAUUAAAGUGUAGUAAAAGGCUACCAGGUCUUAAUCAAUGAACCCAAAUCCCCACAGUGUGAACAAUUAUCUGUGCAUGCACUAAAGAGCUUCAUUCUACUGUAAGGAGAAAAAGCAAAUAUAUUAACAGGUAUUAAAGAAAGCCCUUGGCCGAGAAAAAA
Molecule: messenger RNA, 3073 nt
Organism: Pan troglodytes (chimpanzee)
Lineage: Eukaryota; Metazoa; Chordata; Mammalia; Primates; Hominidae
Gene: LETMD1
Product: LETM1 domain containing 1
Exons: 9
Coding region: 363-1394 (343 amino acids)
Biological process (GO): intracellular monoatomic cation homeostasis
Cellular component (GO): mitochondrial inner membrane
Molecular function (GO): ribosome binding
Source: RefSeq, a predicted model, not a curated record